Molecule: messenger RNA, 926 nt
Organism: Cryptomeria japonica (Japanese cedar)
Lineage: Eukaryota; Viridiplantae; Streptophyta; Pinopsida; Cupressales; Cupressaceae
Product: protein LURP-one-related 6
Exons: 3
Coding region: 55-693 (212 amino acids)
Source: RefSeq, a predicted model, not a curated record
CAUUAAAUAAUGAGUCACCGUAGUGAAAUUUUAAGCAUGUGAGCAGAGAGAGAUAUGCAGAGGACCCCAGAGAAGAUGAGUCAGAGUAAUGUCAUUCUUCGGCCUGUUGUGAGCAAGCAAUUCUGCUCAACGUCACUUAAAGUGUUUACUGUGAGGAAGAGGCCCUGCACUAUAAAUGGCGGCGGUUUUGUUGUGAUGGAUUCUUCCCAUGGAGAUGAAAUAUUCAGAGUGGAGGGCUGCGGCGCAGCUGUAAAAGACCGCGCUCUGCUUCAGGACGCUGAAGGCAAUGGUGUCCUCUGCAUCAAACGCGAGGUUGGGAUAGUACAGGUGUUCAGCCUUCACAAGAAAUGGAAAGGAUUUGUACCGGACGAAAUAGAUGGGCACGAGAAGCCCAUUUUUAAGGCGAGCAGUUCCAUUUGCUCAGCCAACGACUCUGUGAAGGUGUCACUUAUUCAAUCCAAAGCUAAGAAGGGCUGGGACUAUGAAAUUGUGGGCAGUUUUGCAGAACGAGCAUGUACCAUUUACGAUGAUUCUCACGCCAUCGCAGCAAAGGUGAGCCUGAAUAACGUAGUAAAAGAUGCAAUCCGGAGCAAGGACGUAUAUAAUGUUGAAGUGCAGGCAGGGAUUGAUCAGGCGUUUGUGUUUGGGCUGGUUGCUGUUCUUGAAAAGCUAAGUGGGGAAGAUGGCAAUUGAUGGAUUAAGUUUGGUUCAAUAAAUUCAGUGAAGAUCUGAACAGAACUGUUCAGUCGGGUAUCUGCUGUUUGUUUGUUCUUGCUCGUAGACAAUUUAAACUUUAAAAUGCUACAAGCACAGACUUUAUUGGUGUGCUUGCAAUUGACUUAUGAAGUUUUUGUAAUAUGAUAUACAAGCUUUUUAUAACUCGAGCUUACUGUUCAAGUAGGGCUUAAUCAAUUUCUACUUAAAAA